Bacillus rossius redtenbacheri is the source of this 14258-nucleotide messenger RNA. RefSeq names its product U2 snRNP-associated SURP motif-containing protein. The transcript is spliced from 23 exons. The coding region runs from base 331 to 3111 and encodes 926 amino acids. Lineage: Eukaryota; Metazoa; Arthropoda; Insecta; Phasmatodea; Bacillidae. Gene Ontology annotation, cellular component: nucleus. The record is from RefSeq and is a predicted model, not a curated record. Gene Ontology annotation, molecular function: RNA binding. Gene Ontology annotation, biological process: RNA processing.
UUUUGAUAUGCCGUAAUAUAAUGCGCGGACGUUUGAGGGAAGAAAUGUAAUGUAUUUUUGUUUAAUUGAUUGCACGUUGAAAGUGUUAACUAGUGGUUAAAAUGUGUCUGAUUUAUAAUGAUUUUAAUAUUUUUGGGCUUGAUUCUUUAAAAUAGUUAUUGCAAAACUCUUACUAAUGUGGAAACACUUGAAACGCUUUAGUAUUUUGUGUAUUUCAAUUUUCUUGGCUGCCCAUAUUUUAGAACAUAACUAGAAAACUUGAAACUUUCAAUCUUUUGCCAGUUGGAAAAUCUGAAAUUUGUGACAAGACACGCAUACAUUUACUUUAUAAUGGGGAAGAAUUCCAGCUCCAAGAAAGAUCGGAAGAAAGAGCAAGAGGAUGAAGUUGUUAAGCAAAUCAACGAGCAGAAGCUCAAGGCGUUCUCCAUCGGCACCAUGGGCAAGCGACAUGUGUCCAAGAAGGAGCAGGAGGACCAGCGCAAGAAGGAGCAGGAGCAGGCCGCGGCACAGGCGUUCGAGGAGUACGUGGCCACCUUCCAGGAGACGCCGUCCAAGGCCUCCAAGGUGUGGGUGAAGGCGGGCACCUACGACGCCGGCCGUGGCCAGGAGGACACCAGGGAGAAGGGGAAGCUGUACAAGCCACAGUCGCGCCUCUACGACUUUGCGGAGAAGUCGUCCGUGGAGAAGGCCCAGGAGUGCGCCCGCAUUCUCAGCCAGAGCGACCGCAAGAUCGACCGCAAGAAGGAUAUGGAGAAGAAGAAGAGCAACCUGGAGCUGUUUAAGGACGAACUGAAGCGGAUACAGGAAGAAAGAGAAGAGCGUCACAAGUAUAAAGGAGUAGUCAAGACCAUAGUUGAUGAUGGCAUGCCCACGAAAACAUCAGCAUUAGCAGAAGAAAUGAAAUUUGGUUCCUUUGACGAUGGUGACCCAACCACCACGAAUCUGUACCUCGGAAAUUUGAAUCCUAAGAUCACAGAGCAGCAGCUCAUGGACGUGUUCGGGCGCUACGGCCCGCUCGCCAGCAUCAAGAUCAUGUGGCCCCGGUCGGACGAGGAGAAGGCCCGCGGCAGGAACUGCGGCUUCGUCGCCUUCAUGAACAGGAAGGACGGCGAGCGGGCGCUCAAGUUCCUCAAUGGCAAGGACGUGAUGUCGUACGAGAUGAAGCUGGGCUGGGGCAAGGCGGUGCCCAUCCCGCCACACCCCAUCUACGUGCCGCCCGCCAUGCUGAAGCUGCUGCUGCCCCCUCCCCCGUCCGGCCUGCCCUUCAACGCCCAGCCAGAGGAGCGCGACAAGUUCCGCCUGCCGCACCUGAGGCCAAACGAACCAUUUCCGAGAGAUGAGAGGCUGAUUGAAGAACUGGAUAAGGUUUUGCCGCAUGCCAUGGUGAAAGUAGUGAUACCUACAGACAGGAACCUGCUGAUGCUGAUACAUCGGAUGAUAGAGUUUGUGAUACGGGAGGGGCCGAUGUUCGAAGCCAUCAUCAUGAACCGCGAGAUCAACAACCCCAUGUUCAGGUUCCUGUUUGAGAACCAGAGUCCCGCCCACGUGUACUACCGCUGGAAGCUGUUCUCGCUGCUCCAGGGCGACCUCCCCAGUCGCUGGAGGACGCACGAGUUCCGCAUGUACAAAGGUGGCUCCAUCUGGAAGCCGCCGCCCAUGAACCCCUACACGCAAGGCAUGCCCGACGAGCUGGUGGAGGUGGACGAGAAGGAGUACCGCAAAGGCAGUCUGUCCAACUCGCAGCGGGACCGGCUGGAGGACAUGCUACGCAACCUGUCCCCGGAGCGCUCCAGGAUCACGGAGGCCAUGAUGUUCUGCAUCGAGCACGGGGACGCCGCGGAGGAGAUCUGCGACUGCCUCGCCGAGUCCCUGUCCAUCCUCCAGACGCCCAUCCCCAAGAAGAUUGCACGUCUGUACCUUAUUUCCGACAUUUUGCACAACUGUGGUGUAAAAGUCACCAACGCUUCAAACUACAGGAAAGGGCUGGAGGUGCGGCUGCAGGUGGUCUUCCAGGACGUGCACGCCGCCUACAUGACGCUUGAGAGCCGGCUCAAGGCAGAGUGGUUCAAGAUGAGGGUCAUGCGCAUGUUCUUCGCCUGGGAGGAGUGGGCCGUCUACCCCAAGGAGUUCCUCAUCCGCCUGCAGAACGCUUUCCUCGGCAUCUCCUCCGCCCGGCCAGAGGGCGGGGGGCCCGGCCGCGAGGGGCCCGGCUCCGGCGGGGAGCAGGAGGCGGAGGACCUGUACGAGGAGCCCCUGGACGGCGCGGCGCUGCUCAAGGGCGCCCUCAAGCACGCGCCCGACGACGACGACAUCGACGGCGUGCCCAUGGAGGACCUGGAGGAGGACCCCGAGGGGCCCCGGGAGAGCCGGCGGCAGGACAGGCAGGAGGGGCUGCCGGCCGGCUUCGUGCCCAGCCGCUGGGAGACGGUGGACCCGCGCCAGGCGGAGGCCCAGGCCAUGACCACCAGCAAGUGGGACCUGCUGGAGCCGCAAGACGACGCUGACGGCGACGACAAGGCCGUCGCGCGCUCCGACUACAAGUCCAGGGACGGCAACGAGGAGCGCCGGGCCCGGCUGCGCGAGAUCGAGGUGAAGGCAGUGGAGUACCAGGACGAGCUGGAGUGCGGGCAGCGGUCGCUCAAGGCCGGCUGGACGAUCCAGCAGCAGGUCGAGCACUACCGCCGCAAGCUGCUGCGCAAGGCGGAGAAGGAGGGCCAGAAGGAGAAGGAGCGCGAGGAGCGCGACAACGUGUCGCAGGAGUCGGACGGCCGCGAGAAGGAGCGUGCGUCCAGCCGCAAGAAGAAGGAGCGCAGCAAGCGCAGUGACUCCUCCGAGGAGGAGUACUACCAUAAGGAGAUACCCAGCCAAAAGUCUAAGUCGAAGCGAUCAUGCAGCCCAGUCAGUCCCGAGAGCUCUCAAAAAUUCAGGUCGCCGUCCACGAGCCCGGCGCGCGGCAAGGCACGCCACUCGCACUCCCCGCGCCGCAAGUCGCGCUCCUCGCCGGCCUCCCCGCCGCCGCGCGCCAAGCACCGCGGCUCGGGGUCGCCCGCCUCCCCGCGCGCCAAGCACGCCGGCUCCGCCCGCAAGCGCAAGCACAAGCACAAGUACUAGUGCCCGCAUUAUCUGUCUAAUACAAGUUCACUGAAAUAACACCUGUCCUCUUUUUUUUUCUUUUUUAAAUAUCCCAUUGGUCCAUCCUGGCUGCGGUAUUACAGUUCUUUAACUCGCGUAUGUUGUUCAUUAUAGCUUGCUCUGAGCUUGCUGGUCUUUGCUGCGUCACCGCACACGGCCCUCGUAGGAAGUACGUAACGUGUGCUGUGCACGUGCGAACAGUCUGCAUGCGUGAGGGCGUUGAAGGACGAUCAGCCGGUCAGAAGUAACGACCCAGGACCCUGCCUCGGCCACAGACGCGAGGUACUUGUUCCCACGCCUCCCGUGUGCAGUCGGACGGAACUGAAAUUUUUGUUGAGCGGUCUUGCUCUCAAACUGCCCGAUUCGAAUCACUCUUGAGCGAUUGAGCAUACGUCAGUACUUAAUUAACUUUCAUUACAUACAGUUGGAAUCGAACUGUUCUCAAAUAUAUUCAAAAUAUGCUGCAAAUGAGGAUAUAAAAGAUUUUUUUAUCCAAAAAUGGAAAAUUUAACAGAUUGAUAUACUUAAAUGGAUUAAUGUCAUUCGCAGAGAAGCGCAGUGCUGAAAUCACGGAUGAUACGCCCUUGCUUACUCACCGCUGACGCUAUACCUAGGCACUUGUGUGAAUAGGACAGUCUCACAUGCCAGGCCAGAUGGGACAAGCUACAAGUUAAAAUGCAAGUCAGCGAACAAGAACUUUUAACAGGUUUGUUUGGGGCAAAACAUGCGCAGUCGUUACCUGAGGCAAAGAAAAGUGUUUCUCCAUUUGGUGAACCUCCAGUGUUUCCGUGCCUAGCCACAAGCUGGCCGACUUACUCCGUUUCUCGCCCAAAUACCUGCAGUGUCAGGUUCCCAGCGUCUCACAAAACAUUUCUCACUGACACGGGCAGUAGCUAGAGCCAGGCCGCUGCCGAUUUGCAAUUGAGCACUCAGCCUUAUCAAUCCUCGCAGUUGGAAUCAUGCUUGCCGAUAUUUCACACAGUUCGGCUACCAUUUUUACCCGCGGAAAGGUCACCGCUGUGUUUGAGUCGCAUCUGUAAUUUGUGGCGUACAGCUUAAAAAUUUUCACUGUAAGAGUGACCCUCGAAUAUAGGUCGUGUCAUAUUCUUCUUCAGUAGAAUUCCAUUGAUACAAGUGAUUUAUUUUUUGUUGCACUGGGCCAAACAUGGUGCUUUAUUUCAUGCACUGCUGAGAUAGUUUAAUUUAACAAUUUUUCCUUACUUGUGGCAUUACAUUUAUUUAAAAAACUAACACAGGAGAGAUUUGUGCACAUGCUCAAUCUCACAUCCGCGCGCUCGGUCCAGUGGCGAGCUGUCUGGCUUCUGGGUUCAGGGCUGGAUGUGUGUGAUGUCUCUCUGGCCCCUCGUCCCGCGGAAGGCAAUCAUCCUCCCUAGGGACGUCGCGGCUGUCAGCACUGUGGUGUUCCAAGUGCUCACGACACCCAGUAUUGGGUAGAGGCAAGACUACAUGGUGAAUAGCGAUAAAACCUAAAUAACAGCGAAAUAGCAGUACACAGCCAAUACAUCACAUAACACCGAAAUGCAAAGCAAAACACAUAAUGAAGCAAAAUUUUCCUAAUUUCCUCAAAUUGUCUGUUAAAAUAAAGAAUUGAUGUUUCUUAUAUUUUUAGUUUAUGCUAUUAUUAAAAACUAGAGUAUUAUGUAAAUACUGAGGGUUUAUAUACCGUAUUUACUCGUGUAUAGCGCGCCCUCGUGUAUAGCGCGCACCACGAUUUUUGCAACUAAUUCCAAAGAAAAAAAAAUGAAAUUUUUUUUUUCCCCAUAAAUAAAUUUUACUAACAUUUUGUGGUACCUGAUUAUUUAAAUUGAUGUGUGGUGAUGCGUCAGGAAAAUACAUAAACUCUGCUGUCUAAACGGAAGAUAAUGAAGCGCUAUAUCGUCACAACUGGUACGUGGAAGGAAGGAAGGGAGGGAGGCGUGCCGCGCUACGUUGCUAAGCUGGCGCGGAGAACUUGAUGACUCACCGGUGAGGAAUGGAGGAAGCGAAGAAGCUGGCCGGGGGGGGGGGGGGGGGGGGGGGGAACUGGUGACAACAUUCUCUCUUUCUCUCUCUCUUUUUACUACUUCUGAGCUGGCUUUCUGUAAAGGGGGGGAGGUCUAAAAAUAAACAAGAGACCAUGAUGUGCGAGCUUGCGCGCGCGUGUGCGUGUGUGUGUGUGCGAGAGACCAGCGGGCUGAUUACGAACACCAUCGACGACUAGCGUUAUUCUUCACGCGGUAACGAAACACGUAUCGCAUUUGGUGAUUACGACCCACCUUGCGAUAUGCGUUUCGUUAUUUUCCACGGUAACGCUAACCUGCGAUACGAAUCCAUGACGUCAGAGGACAAGCAACAAUUGAACAAUUAAUAUGUUCGUCGAACAGACUAUUUUGUAAGUGAAUCAUGAAUACUUAGUGUUACUGAGAACAAAAUAAUCUUUUUUAAUGCACUAAUUUCUUAAAUAAAGUAUUUAAAGCUUUUUUGCUGCCUUUUUCGUAGAAGUUUAAAUUAAAAAUGCAGUUAAAGAUUUCGCAUCGUCAUUGUGGCUAACUGCGUCUUGCCAUGUAAACAUAAACAUCGAACGAGAAGCAUGUUUAAACUUCAAUAGAAUGAAAAUGAGGCCACUCUACAGGUUACAAAAUUAAAGGAACAACUAAUUACCACGAACCCGUGUCUGUUUUUAUUUUACCUAUUAUUGAUAUGAUAUGAAGAAUGGAAUUUAACAAAUAUUUAGUCAAGUUUGGUGUGCUUGUGUAAAAUCAUAACCUUAUACUUCAAAGUUAUACAUAUAUGUGGUUAUUAGCAUACUUAAUAAAAACAACACUUUUUAACAUAUUUCCAGCGGUGAGCUUUCUAGUUUAUGUAAUCUAAUCAGUUAAAAUUUUAUAAAUAUAUUUUAAUACUCAUGUGCUUUCGUGGAUUUUAUAUACAAGUGUUUUGAAACAAUGUUUCCAAGAUAUUAGUACCAUUCGUAAAUAAAAAUAAUUUUGCUAAUAUUUAUAUCAUAGGUCACUCAAACAUUUUUUACUCCCUUCGUACACUUGGUAAAGUUUAAUUACAGUAAAUUAUUUAAAUUUGUGGUUUUCUUGAUUAGAGUGCACAUGCCGCUAUUAAAGAGGACACUGUGUUGAAUAUUUGUGUUCUCAGUUAAAAUAAGCCUUAGAGUGGCACUGGUAAAGUUACUGCUGCCCAACAGAAAUCAUGGUGUGGUUUAUUAAGAGCCACAGAGAGUUUGCAGCCAAUUUUUCUUCAAAUAAUGAAUGUGAAGCUUGCAUGUAUCUGUGGAUUUAACUGGCAAAGAGGCUUAACAAACGUUUAGGGACAUUAAAAACCAUUAACAUUGGCAAAAUAUUAGUUUUCUUAUUAUUUUUUUCUUUAGUGAAUAUAGCGUUACAAUUUUUAUGUAAGCAGCAGCCUUCAAUUACAAUGGAGAAGAUAUGGGCUACUUUUUGUAUUUUCAUUUUUUGAAGUCUGUUUUAAACUCUUCAGUGUGUUAGGUUGCAUAUUCUAAGGAUAAAAUUAGGCCCAUAAUUUUUCAAUUUAAAAAGAUUGACAUUUUAAACAGUUAUUAUGGAACAGUUCUUGAAAAUUUUCAGUGUAAGAACAGUAUUUUUUUUUAUAAUCUGAGGAUAUGAAAGUUCAUUGCUAUGUUUUUUUAAUUGCUGUUUAAUUUAAUCUCACCAAUGACUUAAACAAGUGAAACUAAGUACUGAGUAAUUAGAGUAAGUACUGAAUAAGUACUGAGUAAUUAGAGUAAGUACUGAAUAAGUACUGAGUAAACAACAUUGUUUUCAAGAUGGCAUUCAAGUUGGUUAAUGAUCCAACAUGUAUGUAAAUUAUUAAUAUGCUGCAAUUAUUUUAAAAACUGUCUUGAAAUAUUCAAUAAUUUUAAUUCUCCGCCCCCCCCCCCCCCCCCUUUUCCCAUUAAGAUAAAUUAAUAGAUUACUUUUUCUCAGCAAGUUUAGAAAUUGAUGGUUUAAUAUGUAAAAUAAUAUUCAGUUUGAACAAUUUCUGAUGUACAUGCAUACCAAUUAUUUAAUCCAUUUUUUUUUAAAUUCAGUAAUGGAUCAACAUGAUGUAUGCUGUAAUAAAAAGAACAGCUUAAGCAAUAGCUGCUAAGAUAACAGCUGGCAAUAUUAUCCAAGUUAUAUUUCUGAGCAGCCUUGACCAGAGAAUUAUCCAAAUCUUCGGUACAGCAUCAUCAUUGGGAAUGAUGUAGAUUCUAGAAGGUGGUUUUGUCCCUCAACCUCUGGUAGACAUUAUAUUGUGGUAGUCAUGCAUUUUGUUUAUCCUAUACUUUUCCAAAUAUUUAUUUGAAAAUUAAAUAUAUAUUUUUUUCAAUACUGGUAUGCUUCCAAUUUGGUUUGAGAUUGGUGUAGUGGGUUUAAAAUAAGAGUGGUGAAAAUUAAGUAGUUAAGAUACCUGAAAGUUGACAGAGAGAAAUUGGAGGUGUGCUACAUUUAAAAUGAAACACAAAAAAAUGACUUGCAUGAACAUGGAAGUGUUAAUAGUUCAUAUUAAAAAAAAUUAAAAUUGAAGUUGUUCUACUCAGAAGUGUAUGCAGAAUUUUGUUAUGAGGGAGGAAGGAGGAUGGGGAGGAGGAAAGUGGUAUAGAAGCACUUAGCCUGCUGUUGGCUUUAUUUUUUUUUUGGGGGGGGGGGGGGAAUAUAGAUUUUUCUUUUAGGAUUUUGGGGGAGGCAUAUAUUCCUCUUGCCCCUACAUAUACCCCUGGUAGGUUCAUUAUUAAAACAAGACCUCUUACAAUCCUUGUGUUUUCAUAAGAUAGCCAAGAAACCUAAGAGUUUUUUUAUGCAUAUUUGUUAUAAUAGCCAUCAGUCACAAUCAGUUACAUAUUAAUUUACUGUAUUAGUCUUUUAUUUAAGUUAAAUUUUACUUAAUAUAGUUAAAUAAGCUGUUCAAAGGCUUCAUCACAUAUUUUAAGAAACAUUUGAUUUGAUCUCUAAAUACUAUCUCAAAAAUUGCUUAUUUUAAUAUUCACACACAUCUAAGCACAGAUUUAAUGGUUAUUGGUUAUUCUGAUGAUAAAUAGAAAGAUAAGAACAGUGAGUGAUGAUAACAAUUCAUAAGAUGCAGAGUGUUGACUGGGGAGGUGCAAGGAAUGGAGCUGUACCAAACUUUAUCGCAAGAUGAAUCAUACUUACUAAGUCAAUAUUUGUUCCUGAAUUAUCUAACUAAAUGCAAUGUGUGCCAUUUAAUUUGUUUGUACUUGUCUCGGUCUCAAUAAACAUACCUACAUUGAUUCUAAAAUUACAAUAAUAAAAAUUAGUUCAAAAUAUUUUUUUUAUAUUCAUCCACAUGAAACAAUGUCUAUACUGUAUACAAAUGGGCUCACUGGCAACAACUAGCAGUUGUACCUGCUGGAACUUGCAUUGAUAGUCAGCUAGCCUAAUGAAAUUCUUCCAUGUUAUAUCUUGUUUACACAAAAAAAAAAGUAAAGAAUGGUUAUAUACAAGCAUUGUGAAAUCUUUGACUGGAAAAACCUUGAUAAUACUUUUAGUCAGCAUACUUUAUAGAAUGUGUGCUUUGUUAUUAGCACCUCCUUUAUUAUAACCCUGCCUUUAUAAUACCUAGUGUAACCUAUACAAUUCAUACUGGUAAUGAUUAACAGUACAAUUUAAAAAUAAUAAAAAAAAGAGCAGCAUUCAAGAAAGAUAGCUGGCAGCUGAUGAGAAGCAUUGGGAAUAUGUGCUUCUGAAAUGGUAACAAGCAAUUUGAUUAAAAAUGCAUCAAAGAACUUAAAGAAAAGUUAAAAGGCAUGCUGGAAGCAUGUGCUAAAAUUGCCAAUUAUGAGAAAAUAUUGUGUUAAGAAAUCAUUUUUUGUAUCCUUACAGUCAUGUGCAUUGAUUUUUUUUAUUGGACAGGCUAUUAAUAGUUAAUAUUAAUAAUUGUUUAAUUAUAACCAUCCAUGGAAAUAAUUGAGCUAUUAAAUAAUACACUCUUUGUAAAUAUUUUUCGUUUAAAACCAAAACAAAGUCUGAAAUUGCAAAAUUUUUAAAUAAAAAACCUGUAAACAUGAAGCAGCACAUGUAUGUAUGAGAUUUACUUUAAAUAACAACCUAUCAUUAAAUGAUUCAUAGUAUCUAUUUUUUACACACAAAAAAAAACAAUGGUUCAAAAAAGCCACUGCCAACUCUCUCAGGACAAUGAGAUCAUCUGCUGAAACCAGAAAACAAAAAGUUAGCAUGUGUUUAAUAUAAUAUCCAAGUUAUACUCAAAAGUAACAUGGAAAUGAGUGAACACUAUUUUCAUUUCACAAUUUCUUUAAUAAAUGCAACAAACUUGAUAACAAAGUAUUUAUUAAAUUGCAUAGCUUGUUUCUUAAUGUUUCUUCAUUUUCUAAGGUUUUCCAGCUGCUAUGAGGGUGCAAUCUGGCAAUUCGAAGGGAUUUUGAUGGUUUCUUAACAAUCUUCUCUGCCUUCUCCUCCAGUUCGAUAUUUAGCAGAAAGGCAGCAAAGGCCAUUGUGUAGAACCUGAAAUAUUUUCAAACAUUAACUAAAUUAGUGUAAUAUAGUUUGGUAGGCUACUAAUUGUUAACAAGAGGGCCUGAUUAAUAGAAAUAAUUUUUAAUAUGGUAUUAUUGAGCUAAUAUUCCUCGAUGUAAUGCAUAACUGCAUUCAUUUUUCUUUAAUUUCUAAAAACAAUUUUAACUUUUUGACUUCUUUUCCAACAAUUCUCCAUGAGUGUGUUGUAAUUCCUUAAGCAGUUAAACUAGAAAAAUGCCAUUUUAAUAGCUUGUUAGGUUAGGUAAAUCAAAAAAUUUAAUACAUGAGAAUGAUUGGUUGGCUUAAGUAAGCUACAUUAAAAAUACUGUGUGAUUUUGUGAACUGUUUCUUAAGUUAUGUUACCAACAAAAAUAAUAGGUAUAAACUGUAGUGUGGUUGGUUAGGUUAGAGUUAGCUGUGUUACAAUAUAUAAUUCUUAAAAACUGUUUAAAUGAGUUCACAGUAUAUUUAAUAUAACUACCAUAACCUAAUAAACUGUCUACACUACUUUCAAGUACUGUAUUUGUAGUUAACCUAAUCAAACCAGCCAUUCCCACCAUUAAGUUUGUUAGAUGAAUUAAAAAUAACAAAAAAAUAGUGUGGAUCUGUGUGAAUGGUUAGUUAAGAUAGGUUAGUUACAUUAAUUGUACUACAAAAUAUGUGUGGAUGGUUGGUUAGGUGAGGUAAGCUUAAUUUUCUAUUAGUAAAACAAUGUUACAGUAUUGAUAGCCUAUGUUAAUUAUUGGAAUCAAUGUCUGAAAACUGUUAAUAAAUUAAAAAAAAAAAACAUAUGGAAAAGUAGCUUUUCACCAGAUUUACCUCAUUAUACAAUAUUUAAAAUGCAGCUAACCUAACCAAAUGUAGACAUGAAUAGAUUUGCCGUAUUUGAAGUGUAGCUAACCACACAUAACCAACAAUUUAAACAGUAAACAACUUGAAAUAUCUCAACAGAAAUAAGUAUCAAGGUUAAUAAUAGGAACUCAAAAUUACCGUUUUCAUAAACUUAUUUUUAUAAUAAAGCCUCGCCUCCCCUACAUAAAAGCUCGAAAUGUUAUUUAAUAGAAUCAUCCUGCUUAAGGAGGGGAAUUCCUAAAUAAAUUAUUCAUCAAGUUAUUUGUUUUAUGAUCAGCCCCACUUGUUUACAAUUACCAAUGUUAACACACUUAGGUAAUAGAGCCAAUAUGUAAAUGAAUGAGCACAAAUUAAAAAUUUCUUGCACAAUUGAACACACAAGGAGGCCGGAAAUAGCUUUCUGAAACUAAAUAGAGAAAUAUACCAUUUACUGUCUGAAGUCUACAAGCGCACAGAUUAAACAAAAAUGCAUGUUGAGCCGUUCGUAGGCAACGGUUGAGCAAAUACCCAAACACAAAAUAUGCAUAAGCAGCCUAUUUGAACUAUUUAUAGCUAUGUUAUGUUCAUAAUGUGCGUGUAAAUAAUAUCGCUCUUUAGGUUAGGAUUAAUUUGAUAAGCUAUGACACGGCAUUUAUUUAUUCUUCUUACCUACUUUGAUCGUAUUUAAACCACUUCAUAAUUAUUCCACACAAACUAUGCAUUGAAAACAAUGAUUUCAUGGUACAAUUAAUAAACAGAAAUAGCAUGUUAAAAAUAAUGUUCGCGUGUUAAAUAUACACACGCUAACCUAAAACAAUUGUUUUCGUUUAACUUCAUCGCUUUACAUCGUACUCGACUAUAUUUAAAACAAUAAUGUGCGAUUAUAAUGCCGUUUUUAGGACGGGAGGACAUUAUUUUUAAGAGUAAUUAUAUCACUUACCUCACAAUCGCUUCGUAUCACCACUUGAAAUGCCCGUGAUAUAUAACGUAGCUCCGGUGCGAUAAAUAUCACUUGAAAAGUGUGCUCGUAAUCAAAGUUUGCGAUAUAUACCGCCACAACGUCAUCAAUAUUCGAAGUUUAACGAAACACGAUGUGUUCGUAAUCACGUUGCUGGUUCCUGCGAUAUUCUUCGCAAACCUUCGUUAUUUAUCGCAACUUAUAACGCAAAGUGUGUGCUCGUAAUCAGCCCGCAGGUUGUGAGUUGUGUGUGUGUGUGAAACAGAGGCCUUGUUGCUUGUGCGUAUGUGUGGGGGCUGGCCAGAAACGUCACCCGUCACCCGGCAGUUAACGACUACCACUCCUCCCCGCCUCCCCCCCACCCCAAAUUUUUUUUUUCCGUGUAUAGCGCGCAUCCUUAUUUUUUUCCUUUACUUGAGGGGAAAAAAGGGCGCGCUAUACACGAGUAUAUACGGUAUAUAAAGUAAAUAAAUUUCAAUCAGUCUAUAGCUGAUACCUACAGACAUGGCUAAAGGCCUACACAGAAAAAUGUGAUGUUGGGUUUUUAAUAAGAAUGGUCCUAUAGAAUACUUCAAUCCCACGAAUCUCUGGUAUUCGAAAGAUUCUGGAUUCGAGGAUAAAGAUUCAAAUUUGAGGUAAAGAUUAUAUAUAUAUAUAUUGGAGUAAAAAUAGUAUAUUAAAAAAUUCAACACUGGUAAGCUCUUUUAAGUUUACUAGGCUUAUUUAUGUUUAAUUUUAUACCGAUUCUAAUACAGUUGCCUAAAAUAUUAUUCUUUUAAUUUAUAAUUAUAAGUAAAUUAAAUACAUUUCAUGUACUCAUCUGGAAGACUUAGUUCAUGAAAUGAAUAUAAAUGUAUAGAUUGACAUAUUUAGGGACUCAAAAAUAUGUUGAAGCAUGGAAUUCACAGACAAUGUUCUGUUGUUUUUGAUGUUUUUCACUACAUAUCUCAAAAGGUUUUUGGAAAAUAAAGUUUUGUGCGGAAACCAUCUGUUUGUGCAAGUUGAUCGAAAAGUCACGUGGAAGGUCGUAGAUAUUUAACACAGGAAACAAAUUUCUAUAACUAUUAUCUCGAAGUAGAAUUUAUUUACUACAGAGCGCAUUGAUUUUAUUUUUGAAUGCCACAAAUGCAAUAAGAUGCUUUUUGUGCUGUGUUUGAAUUUCUGUAUCUUCUUAUUUUUGGGUUUUUAGAACGGGAGGGAAAAAAAGGAUGUCUUUGUUUACAGUAAAAGCUGCAACACAUUUUAUAUUCAUACAUACCUAGUUUUACAUACGAUUCUUUCAAUACUUAACGUGGUACCAAAAUUUAGUUUUUCAAAUUGGAAAAUACAUAAUUUUCCAGUAAAUGUUCGAACAGAAUUGAAAAAUAAUAUGAUAACUUGAUAACCUACCAUCUUGUGUGUUUACACUUAACAUUUUAUAAAUCUCAUGGGUUAGGCCAAGAAAUAAUUGUUAAUAAUAUGUGAAGACUUGAUACAAUGUGUUUAACGUGCGUGUACUUCAUUUAAUACCUACCACGUGUUUUAAUGAUUCAAUAGUAAGUUAUUUUAAUUUUUUUGGUUGAUUCUAAGAAAGUUAUGGAGAUGAUCUUAUGUAUAUUUUUUGGGAUAGUUUCUGAAACCAUAACUGUUUUUAUUUUGUAAAAACAAUCGGUAAUUCUUGUUUUAUUUGAGGAGGGGGAACCUGGAAAAUAUUUUUCCAAUUUCCUGGCAUGUUUUCAAAUCAUUCUGCAAUAUGGCAUUGUGAUAUUGUAAAAUCAGGUGGUUGAUAUAGGUUAGCGACAUUUAAAAUACUGUAAAAUCAUUAGAAAUUACCAAUUUAAAAUGUUGCUAACAAUCUCAGCAACAAACAAGUGCUUAGAAAAAGCAUUUUAUCUUUGUUAAAAUUUUUAUUUAUUGAAACCAGGAUGCGGAUUCAAGGAGUGAUUUGAGAUUCGAAUUCGAGAUUUGGAUUUGAGAAACUUGGGAUUUGGUCCAUCACUAGUUUUUAACUUUGCAUUUUUUAUUCAUAUAAAUAGUAUUGAAAUAAUAAGCCAGUGACAAAAAGUAAAAUUUUUGAUUGCAGCUUUUUGUUUAACUUACUCUUAUCAAUAUAUGUAGUGGUUUUUUUUUGUACACAUUUCAAGUGUUUCCACAAAUUUGUGUAGCAGUUUAUCAAUGUUAUUGUGCAUAUGUUUAAUCUUUAAUGACGAUGAAGACAAAAUCCGUUAUAAAAUAUUGCCUCUAGUAAUGGGUAACCUGUUCAUCAUUCACUCAGCCACAUACUGCAGUGUUAAUUUUUUUUUACGUUACCCAAAGAUAUGAACUUAAUCUGUUCAGAUAAUUGAUUUGCAUGGCUCAGGUUAUUUAAAAAAAGUAUGAAGGCAAGAAACCAGAAAGGAUGAUCGGUAGCAGUUAUCAGCAUGAUCAGCAGCAAGCGGUCGCUAUCGGCGUGAUGUGGAAAUUCCCUGAUCGCCCCAGCUCUAGUUUCAACUGUCUGUACUGAACAUGGUAAAACUGUGUCUGUUUCACAGAUUAAUCAUGUUUGAGCACUACACUGAUUCUCUAUAAAUAUGUGUGAAUUCCUUAAGUGUAAAAGUGCAUGUUUGCAUAAUUGUGUGUGUGUUGUGCAUUGCAUCCAGUUCAUUUUUAAUUGCAGACUUGUGUUUUUUUCAUACAUUUUAGUUCUACACUGGAAAUUGUACUGAUAUUUAAAGGAAAAAUGCUAUAUACAUUUUCGUAAUUUUAUUUGUUUAUGUUUUUUUUCUGUGAUAUUUGUUCAUGAAAUUGGAAAUUCAGUUGUUCAACAGUAAUAAUAUAUAUUUUUUUAAAUCUGAAUACAUCAUUUUCGGAAACUA